AUGGAUCCCGUUUCGGCGAUCGGCCUAGCCGCCAGUUUACUUACAUUUAUCGACUUCUCCUGGAACCUCCUUAGUGGUACACGCGAGGUAUAUCAAUCGGCAAGCGGAACCACAGCCGAGAAUGCACAUAUUAAUACCGUCCUUGCCGACCUCAUGGAGGUAUGCUCUGGCCUACACCUCGAUCACAAGGAACGUCAAGGCUCCACGCACCUCCAGCAAUUGGGGUUCCUGGGCGAUAACUGUAUCCAGCUUUCCCAGAAACUUAUUAGCUUGCUAGAAGAGCUUCGCCGAAAGGAUGGAAAUGCUUUGUGGCAAAGCUUCAAGGCGAGGUGGAAGAGCCUGAGAAGAGAAGGUGAGGUUGAAAGUUUAGUUAGACAGUUAGGGUUCUAUCGAUCACAGAUCAUACUACGGUUGAAUUUGAUUCUAAAGGAUCAGCAAUGCGCGCUGCUUUCUAAGAUUGAGGAGCUCAGGGAGGAAGCCGUUGCUUGCCGGAUGGAAACGAUGGGGCAUUUUGACAAUCUACGCGAGAAGCUUAUCCACGCGUUGGAAGCUGUACAGUCACAGCGCGACGAUACCACGGGCGCAUUUUCACGCCCGGUAGAUGCCAUAACGGCAUUAACUCCCCGGCCGGUAGCGCAGACUUUCGAGCCGUCAGAAUUUGAUCAAUUAAACCCGAUCCGAAUACUACUCUCCCAGCUUCAGAACCACGCCACGGAAAUUCAAGUCCAACAUCGAAUUUUGCGCGAGCUGGUCUCCCCUUCGGUCUCCUCUCGCGAAAACAGCAUAGCGGACGCUGUUGACGGUACUUUCGACUGGGUUCUCCAAGAGAAGGAUGGUCCACCUAUGACCGAGCCUGCUGUCGGGUAUGAAAAGCCAGGCGAUCACACAAGACCUCUUCCUCAUCACUUUGGUCUCGCCCCCGAAGAUGUAGUGCCUGGUCGACCAUGGAGACGAGACACAAGAAAAGACGAAGCCAACCGCAGCUAUGUCAGAGCUCUAUUCAAGUGGUGGCUUGUGUCUGGAAGCUAUGUCUUUCAUCUAUCUGGGAAGGCCGGCUCGGGCAAAUCCACCCUCAUGAAGUAUAUCUGGCAACAUCCGUUGACCAGACAGAGACUCCAGAAAUGGGCAAGCCCGAAGACGCCAAUCAUGGCUCACUUCUAUUUCUGGGCAGCAUCAGAGGAUGACCGGCUUGUGUCUCUCCAUGGUUUUUACCGCUCAAUCCUCUUCGAGAUUCUCAGGCAAUGCCCGGAUCUGAUAUCUAAAGUGUUUCCGAAUCAAUGGAGAGCACUCGGUGCAGCUGGUAACGUUAGCAAGAAUAUUUGGUACGCUUUCUUCCAUGAGUCGGAUAUCGUUGACGCCUUCGACCUUCUCAUGAAGUGCACCAUGGAUGAAACUCGGCAGUUUUGCUUCUUCAUAGAUGGGCUUGACGAGUUCCGCGGUGAUUUCUUGGCUCACAGACAGCUGACCGAGAAGCUAAUAUCUUGGACUACAAAUGGCUGCGUCAAGAUAUGCUCGAGUUCGAGGCCGGAUCCAGAGCGUCUAAACAUACUAUCCCGAUCCUCUAACAUUGUUGUUUCACUGCACGAGUUGACGAGAGGCGACAUCUACCAAUUCAGCCGGGCUAUGUUUGAGAAGGAUCUCAAUUUCGACCGAGUACAUGGCCACUAUCUGGAGCUUGUUCAGGAAAUCGUCGACAAAGCCGAUGGAGUGUUUCUCUGGGCUUUCCUAGUUGUUCGGCUGCUUUUAGAGUCUGUUGCCUUUGGAGAUGAUAUCGACAUUCUCUACGCCAAACUGAACUCAGUGCCAUUAGAGCUAAAUGACAUGUAUCGCACGCUUCUUCCGCGCACAAACGAGGUUGACAGGCAGCGAAGAAACAGGAUGCUUCUUUUCGCCCUGGCGGUCAAAGAAUCCGCGUCUGUUCACGCAUACGCAUGGCUAGACAGGCUGCGGGACCCGGGAUUUCCGUACUCUUUGAAUAUUCCGUCUUGGUCCCAGGCCCAGAUCGACUCCAAUGCUCAAAAAGCUGCAUUUUUGAUCCAAUUUCUCGCAAGAGGGCUCUUGGAAACUAUUCAGACUUCAUCGGAUUACGGGCUAGGAUACUUACCACACGGUGGCCGCUUGGCUACCAGCUUUUCGAAGCCUUAUGUAGGCGUUCGCUUUCUCCACCGCAGCGCUUACGAUUUCCUGAAAGAGCCCUGUCGAAAAGCAGAGCUCCAGGAGUCGUUCCGAGGCCCCGAGGUAUUUGAAGAGGAUUGUUUUAGACUGUUUGUGGCCGAUAUCUUGAUUCUGCAUUGCAGUAACUCUAUUACAUCCAGGAGCCAGUAUCUUCGCGAAGGCUUGAUACAUCUCCUUCAGGGGAGAUGUCAAUAUGAUUACCCCUUGGAAAUCUUAGAGCCAUUCUUUAAGAGCCUGGAAAGUCCAGCGUGGUAUGGCUGCUUGUACCACAAGCAAAGCCAGUCAAGCUACGCCAGCCGACUCCGGGCAUCAGUAAUCCAUCUGGCUACUUUCUGCGGCCAGCUUAGAUAUGUGGAGAAUAAGAUUGGACACAUCAACGACAUCAAUGAUCAUUCAUGCGGGUCUGAGGAAAUGAGCCUCCUCCUAAGCGCGGUUCUGGGAGGUAAUCAUCUACGCAAGGCAGAUCUUGUGUCCUGUUUGUUGCAACACGGAGUGUCGCCAAUGGAAGAAGUCCGACUUUUCGCCGAAACCGAUUCGUCGUUUGCGCCAGGAGGGACGUUCCCAGUUCCCUUCGAGUCGAGAGAUUUGGCUCCCGUUUGGAUGCCGAUUGCCCUGUACCUCGCCCACUUUGUCACAUCCGAGUGCUGCGGAAAGGCGAAGGAAGAAGUACUGGAUACGAUGGAGGCCUUCAGGCAAGUUUUCGGCGCAUUGACAUUCGAGGUCGAAGAUAGUUGCUUCAUUUCCUUGGCUGCUUACGACAAAUCACAGGCCCACGAUGGGUUUCUGGAGGCUCCGCUACGAUGGUUUCUUCACCCGCCACCUCACGGGUUUAAUAAUGCCGGUAGCGAUACGAGACUGACGCAUUUUUAUUCCAAAGAUGAGCAAAAAUACGCAAGACAAGCUUCAAUGCGUGUAAUUGAUGGGCUGUCAGUUCGUGUAUCGCCUGUUUCGAGGCCCCAAAUAUGGAAUCACAGCAAGCAAAAAGGAAACGUGUUCAAAGUUGUUGCACUGCAUUGGGAAGGUAUAUCGGUCGAUUAUAAUUUUUACCAACGAGUAUUUUAA
Molecule: messenger RNA, 3237 nt
Organism: Xylaria bambusicola
Lineage: Eukaryota; Fungi; Ascomycota; Sordariomycetes; Xylariales; Xylariaceae
Exons: 2
Coding region: 1-3237 (1078 amino acids)
Source: RefSeq, a predicted model, not a curated record